This is a messenger RNA of Amoebophrya sp. A120, 5077 nucleotides long. The record is from the annotation of a GenBank genome assembly. Lineage: Eukaryota; Dinophyceae; Syndiniales; Amoebophryaceae.
GCCUCGUCGAUGAUCAUAAGGCUUCAGAGCAUUUAUUUUCAUUGAUAGGAUAGUUAUUUUGUAAAAGCAGUAGCUCCUGGUGAGCUGCCCCAUGAGGAGCGCCAUGCCUCGUAGAAGACAGAAAAUCCUGUUGCGUAGAUGAAGCCAAAUCUCCUGUUGUAAGUACCUCCUUUGCAGCAGCAGCACCACUGAGACAGGAAAGAACCACAAAAUGGCCUUCAAUAACGCCCCCACACCCGCGGUUUUCCCAUGGAUGCCAGAGCGGUAUCACAAGAAAAAGUGUUAACGUUAACGGAAUUUGUUAUGCUGUGAUGCAUCAGAAAUGGUGCGCAAAUUUGUAUUGCGUAGCAUGCAUGGAAGACGAAAUUUGUAGUGCAUGACUGCAAUCUAUGAAAACCGUUAAUGUUAACGCUUUUUUGUUUGAUAAGCGGGGCAAGGUCUCCAUGAUCGCCACACCGAUAAUGUACGCACUGCAAAUAUGUCUGGGUCUGGAAGGUUGCAACUUGUGAUGCUAUCUCUGGAUUCUGAAAAAAAUUUGUAUUGCAUGACCAGCAAGACGAGGAGUCCUCGGAGUCCAGUUUGCUCUACGCGGAGAGGCCAUUUCUCAUGCGGAGUAGGCAUCAGGAAACCGUCUAAAAAUCUGUGAAGAUGCUACGUCAUGCAUUACAGGCGUUAUGGGUCAUGGAAAAUCUGCAUGACAAGUCCAGACCCCGACAUGUUUGCAUUUGAUACUAUGACCGCGGGGACGAAACGAAACCCAAGUAAGAAAUGGUGGAAGAGAAAUCCAAAAAUGAUCCGGCAAUCCAUCUUCCUCCUGGACCCGCUACGACGGCCGAACUUCGAGGAGGUCCACGCGUUUCAGUGGAUCGGAAUGAAACCGAAUGAGAAUUUGCCGAUAGGGAUGAGGAAUUACUUCGCGCGGCCACGGGUGCAAACCCCGGGAGACAGGCCGAAGCAGAUACGAUCAUUCGGAAUUUGGGGAGGGUUUGGGAAGGACUUCAGGUAAGGUAGGAUGAUUCGUUUGGUAGGGUUGCAUUUUGGUUUUCUGUUUAUGGAGACCGUAAAAUGAAGGUUUUUUUUGCAUCAGCACCAAGUAAUAUGAAGAAGUUGUCACUCGGCAAGAAAAGUUGCUGGUGACACAACAUCCAAACUCUUGCCGCAAGAAAGAAGGAGCGGCAGCAGCUCCCGCUGACAAUAUGAACUUCCUCAGGAGAAAACAACAAUGUACAUCGGUCAGCCGAGUUUUGCUGGAUUUCAAUCCGCAAAUAAAGUAAGGAGGAUCUUCAGGACAGAUAGAAGGAAUCCUCGUAAAAUAGAAGCCCGUCUACUUCUCCGUCGUGUUGAUCAUCUGCAGGACCCCUUGCCCUACCUGAAUGACAAUGAGGAACUUCUAUAUCAUGAGAAGUUUGACCCUUGAAGAAUAAACAUCAACUCAUCGGACUUAGAAUUCUCUCCUCCUCCACAAAACAGCGAAGUGAAACCGGAAACACCACUCUCCCCACGGCUCCUCGUAUCCAAGGAAGAAAGUGUUACAGUUACACAUUUGAUGUUGGAAUUUCAGCAUCACAAAUUUGCUCUGCAUGGCGAAGAAAACAUGUAAUGCGCAGACUACAAGGGAAAACACGAGUGGAAUGAGGCUGGCACGCGUUUCUUGCAUGACAGAGGUUGUCUGUCUUGCUUGUCUUGCAUGAGAGUGUGUAACUGAAGCACUUUUUUCUCACGAUACCUCGAGCGCGAAGCGAACUGGGACGUACGGCACCACGCGGUCGUGAAGAACGAGGGAUUUCUAUCCUUUGUAAAAACAUUCCCAACGCAUAGUAAAGUUACUAGUUGGUAAAUCUGCAAGACAAAUCUCUAAGCUAAGGGAGUUGCGCAUGACAAGUUUCCGUCUGCAGUGUAGUGCUGGUUAACAAAGGCAGCGGCAUAAGAAAGCCACUUUCUGAUCCUAUUUAGCGCAAUACAAAUGUUGCCAAAACACGAUCAUUGGAAAUGCCUGUCAUCAUGAUGCAGAGGCGCAUUACAAACGUUGCUGUCAUUGCGCAUUUGCAUGACAACUCUGGGUUGGGCACGUUUUUGCUCAGGAUAAUUUCACCAGUUCGAACGCAGUUACUUCGGUCGAAUCCGGGACUUUGACCAUGGCUUCGACCCCGAUGAACCAGUAUCGACGCUCUUGCAGGAUGAAAUGCGAUACGACCUGGACCAAGCCUUGCUCGCUCUCGAAAACCGAGCGGACAACCGGCUGAACAGAGGCACGGGGAAUUCUCGGUCGAUGAACCAACUCGCUUUGGCAGAUCAGGAACAUCAAAAUAACUCUGCGACAGUGGACGAUAGUGCGAAAGAAGCUGUGGAGAAGAUUUUGUUGGUAAACAACGCAGAAAACAACGAGAUGAACAAGUCCUCCAGUUCUUCUCUAGCAAAAAACAUCAAAACCCUCCAGCAAGAGAAGGAGGAACUCGAUCGGCAAGAGUCGGAGGCGCGGCAGGAACGGCUGAAGAAGGAUUUUAAGAUGCCCGUGAAGGAGAGGAGAAAGUUGGAAGCGAUGGAAAAGGACUACCAGAAGCAGCUGCUGAAAACGAAUUUAGCGAAGAUCAAAGUCGGGUUUGAGAAGGAAAAGCGAAACUGGAAACCGCCGAAGGGGGGAUUGGAUUUACACUUGGAGCUGUUGGAAAAACACGGAUAUCCUGUGCAAAAGUAUCGUACUCGUACAAAGACAAAUGCAAGUCUUGCAUUACAUACAAAUCUUAUUAUUUCCAAGGCAAAUCUGCAUUACAAAUUUUAUUUCUCAUGCUGAGGACGAAAUUUGUAAUGCAUUUAUACGAAUACGAUACUUUUGCAAUGCAUAACGGAGGCGCGAUGCUUGGCGGCACCAGGUACGGUGGCAGGGGCGGGAAGGGAUCCAACCUCCACUUCAUGCUGGAUGUAUCCGGUGCAAAAGUAUCGUACUCGUAUUGCAAUCAUGCAUUACAAAUUUUUUUCUCAAGGCAAAACAGCAUUACAAAUUUUAUUUCUCAUGCUGAGGGAAUUUGUCAUGCAUUUAUACGAAUACGAUACUUUUGCAGUUCAUAGGAUGACCCGUUAGGCGAUACGACGAGUCUCGACAUGGGAGCCAACGCGAAGAGGGCGAUGCUUGCGAAAAACAACGGGUUGAGUACGACAAAACGUAGGAGCGGAUCGCUCAGUGGAACGAGGAACAAGCGGUAUAUCUCGCGUUUUGUCAUGCAGAUUAGGCAUAAUGAGAUUGUGAUUAUCAUGUCAACAUUGCAAAAUGUUUCUUGUUUUAGCCUGUAAUCAUGUUGUGUUUAUUUUAACCACUCUACAUCUACAGAGCCAUCCUUUCCCCGCGCAGCGCAAACGGCGCGCCACAGCUCCAGAAUGUGCCGGCGGUGGCAAGACUGUCCUACCAGCGCCAACCGUCCUCUCCACGGACUAUCCAGAGAUUGGAGGACCGGCCCGGCUGGGACAACAAUUUCCAAGUAUGCAUUGCAAAUAUGUCUGGGUCCGGAAGAUCCCAAGACUUGUAAUGCUGAACGCGGUAUACUCGUGAAUCCUGUAAUGCAUGGCGCGGAAUAGCACUGCGUCCCUCUGAUGCAACACGCACUACAGGAGCGCUAAAAUUAAAACUUGUCAUGCGUGGCUUCGUAUGUGCAUUCAGUUUGUCAUUCAUGUAUUAGCAUGAGAAGUUUCCAGACCAACCAGACAUGUUUGCAUUUGAUACCAAGUGCUGCUCGACAACGAGAAAGCUGCGGCUGGGAACCGAAACUACUUCGAUCGGAAAGUGGAGAAAAAAUCCAACUACGUGGAGAGCAGAUACGCAUUGCAAAAGGAUCGCCACUGUAGUAGAAAUUGCAUGACAAGUUUGAGUGGCAAGAAGAAAAAUAGGAUUUGUGAUGCUGAUUCAUGUUGCCAAAGAGGUUUCUCAUGCGUGAUUGCAAUGAACAAUUCCUACAACUGCGAUCCUUUUGCAGAUGAUAGCAGGAAUUUCGCGCGGAUUUCCGAUCGACCGGUCGUCACAGGAGUGCUCGGCGUCAGUGUGGAUUUGGACAUAUGAAGAAGAUGAUGACUUCUCGCUCUUCACCGUGGAGGUCAUGACCUGUUCUUGUACAACUGCAAGAUUUGUUACCUGUAGACCUUCUUUCGAUAUCACUGUACAAUUUUUCGACAACUCUUAUCACUACACAUCAAACCGAAACAAAUAGCACAAAGGCGAACGCUAUCAAACUGAUCACCUACUUGAAAGAAACAUACGUGCUGACUUUGAUUUUUGCACUCGUUUUCUACUUCGAAUUUCCUGUACAGGGCUUGAAAAUUGCAUAUUUUUCGCCGUAUUCUUGUACAAAAUUGAAAUUGAUGUGUGAUGCAGCAGCUACAACCAUCCCUAAGUACCCUUUUUACACUUCUGCCCUGUACAUAUAUCAACCACCUUCUUCGCCGCACGGUAAAGAACCCUUGCCGUACUCGCCUCUGAAUUUUCACUGUACAUUGGUCUCUGUAUGUUUUGCGUUGCCCUUGACCUAGCGGAGUUGUAGUACAACCACGUAACGUAAACUCACCUGAAUCUGCUCACAUCACUGGUGUUGGAGAACAAAAUGUAGUAUACCUACAUGUAUAAAAUGUUUCAAGAUCCUUAUACGUGCUCAGAAUAAGCGCUAGUGUGCGUGUGGGCAUCACGUUUAUUUUCGGGAGAGAUUCAGUAGAUCGUCGUCUCUUACGCGGCUCACUUCUACCUUGCUUAAUCGUCUUCGAGCUCGAUCUUCGUAUGAAAAUAUCGCGAAAAUGUUGACUAUUACUCGAGCUUGUGGGUUAGUCAAGAUCCAAUUCACCCUGCGUGGGUACCGGGGAAGUCCUUAAAAUGAAAGUCGCAUGGCACUACAUCAAAAACUUCAUGGAGGUCGUCCUUUGCUUGUACUCGUUAUCGUGAUCAUGGGGUAAAAUUUGCUUAUCGUGCUGCAGUCUCUAUUCUAGAUCUAGAAAAAGUUCAAGUUGUCGCAUCAACUACGAAGUCUUUUAAGAGUACCUGUUGCUCCAAAAGAAAAAAUUAAGAACUUCAUCUCCCGGUAAAGAUUUCUCGUAUGUGGGG